Molecule: messenger RNA, 6383 nt
Organism: Pygocentrus nattereri (red-bellied piranha)
Lineage: Eukaryota; Metazoa; Chordata; Actinopteri; Characiformes; Serrasalmidae
Product: formin-2
Exons: 17
Coding region: 1-4455 (1484 amino acids)
Biological process (GO): actin nucleation; intracellular transport
Cellular component (GO): endoplasmic reticulum membrane; actin filament; nucleus
Molecular function (GO): microtubule binding
Source: RefSeq, a predicted model, not a curated record
AUGCAGACCAUUCGGACCAUAGAGACGCAGCUUCCUAUGCUGCAAGAGAGCUUUCAUUCGUCUCCAUUUAGAGAACGAAAUCGAGAGAGGAGAAAAAGCAGCCUCACAAACCUCAUUAGGAAACAGCAACAACUGCAACACCCUCAGCAACUGCAGAGAGAGGCCCAUCAAAAGCUAGAAGAAGUUGGUGCCCCACUGGGUUGCAUUGAGCAUCCUCGGCUUGCUCGGUCAUCCAGCAGCCCAGUCUGCGAGUCAGCAGAACUAGCAGAUGUCCGAGGGAGGGGGAGAGAGAGAGAGCGAGAGAGCAUGAGAGAUGACACGAGAGAAGGAGAGGCGUGCCUAGAUCUGUCUUCCGCCGUGGCAUCAUGGCUUGCAUCAUCACAACAGCUGUGCCCGAGUGUGGAGAGAGAGGGAGGGAGGGGGAGAUUACAAAGGGAGGGAAAGAGAGAGCAAGGCAGUGAGGAGAGAGAGAGGGAGCAGCAGCAAAGGCAGCAGCAGAGGGAGAGCAAGCAUGAGCAAGAGCACUCUCAGCAUGGCUUGAUUGCUAAGGGGGUUCGCCUGCUGUGGAACAUGGGCAACCAGGAGGCCAAGCAGAAAAGGGCAGAGACAGUUAGGGAUGGACUUGAUGAUAGAGAUCUCGAAAGCUCGAAAAAGAGCAAGUCAAAGUCCCAGGGCAAAGCCGGAAAGUGUUCUAGCGACUCAACCAAGAAGAAACCCAAGGCGGAAAGCUCCAAGAGUUCUGUCUUCUCCAGCAUCCGCAUCCGGAAGGGGCUCUCGCGCAAGACAGUGUCUAGAGAAGAUGUGUUGGAUGAGGAAAGAAGGAUUCAAGGCACUGACUGCUUCCAGUCGGCCGAGGAUUUUGAGGAUCUCAAACUUCACAGUGACCAGGAAAGAGCUAAACUGGCAACAGGAAGCAGGGAAUCAACCAUGGAUACUACAGAAGAAGAUGGGUCAGGGUCUGAUACAGAUCUUUACAGUUUCCACUCAGCCACUGAGGCUCAGGACCUGCUGGCUGACAUCCAGAGAACCAUCAGCCUACACCAUCAGCCUAUACAAGGGGAUGGCAGAGUGGGGGAGAAAGGAUGGAGGUCAGGGGUCCUCACGGAUGGAGAGGGUCAGACUCAACUUGAGUGUCAAGUUGAGAUCAGCCGGGAUGUAGGGGCAGAAGGUGGACGGGACAAGAGUGAAGAUGGAUGUCAUGAAGACCAGACUGCAGAAACUGAUCGUAAACUGAUACCCCCCUCUUAUUCAGGGCACUUUGGGGUUGGAGGAACUGAAACUAAAACUGCACCUGCAUCACUGGAAAGCCCUAAUGGCCUUCAGAGUGUCACUAAAACUGUAAGCAACUACAGCAUCCAGGAUACUGCGACAACCAGCACAUCCUAUGAGAGCGCUGAGGAGCGCUUAGGGGAGAGUUCCUCUCUGUCCUCUCAGGUCGAGGAAUAUCCCCACGGCCUGAGUCAAAGUCUGGAGGUCAGCCUAGGCUCAGCUGAGCAGCUUGGGGACCUCAGACCUAAAGUCAGUAGAGUGAUUUUUGUGCCACAAAAGAGUGUGAGCAGCGUGGACCUGAACAUAGAGCGCUGUGCAGAUGAUGACAUUGGCGUGGAGGAGGAAGGGCCGGGGACGUCACUGACCCAGUGGUUGUCUGAGAGUCUUUUAGGGCCAGGGGCAUGGCCCCGGAGGACCUCUAGUGCAUCCACCGGAGUCAAACCCUACCCCACCAUUCAGCCAUCCUACGUGAAGACGACUACUAGGCAGCUUUCUUCUCCACCACAUUCCCCUGGCCCAAGCCCUAGGUGCCUCCGUAGAGCAAGCCAAGAGCUAAGCCAGGGGUCAGUUCAGAGAUCUUUCAGAGCUGAGAAGUGGAGAGCCCAAAGACAGCGUUCUUGCAGCAUCGCAGGCCCGACAGGUUUUCACAGCAACUGGGACAGGACUGUAAAUGGGCAGUCUGAGCUUGCCGAAAGGGGGUUCCUGACCCUCGGACCCCACCGGGUGUCCUCCUGUUUCCAGGAAAACUCUGGAGCCUCAUUACAGGAUGUGUUUUCAGGCCGCACACUGUUAGAGCGGUGUUGUGUGGUGCCCGGUGCUGGUGAGGGUGAUGACGAGGAUGAAGCUGAGAGGUUUUGCUCGCGGAUUCUGGCUCUUGGGAUUCUGCAGCCCUUCAGUGACUGCUUCAGAGAGCCGACCACAGGAAGUGAUGCAGCCAGCAAACCUGCUUUCAAUAAGGAGCAGUUGUACACUUGGGCUCCAUUGGGUCACCCUGAGGCAAGAACCCCCGGAAGAUUACAGACCCUGUGGCCCCCAGUGUCCAGUACAUCUCAGAAUGAAUCCACUCCAGGAUCCGGGGCUGUUUCAGAUGGGAAUUCCGCAUCAAUCAAGCAACUGGAGCAGAUGAUCAAGGAGUUACAAGAGAAGAUAAGCCAGCUGGAGAAAGAUCUCGAACCUUCAAGUAUCUCGGAGGAGAGAGUGGCACCAAAGACAGAAAAUGGGUUGAGCCUCAACCUCGGACAUGCGUUCCAUAAGGCUGACGGUCAGAAGUCUCCACAAGAGGCGAAAUCGGUCCAAACUUCUCCGGUCAAGGAGGCCUUUCAUUCCACAGUGCCUUUGUUCAACCAAUCACGGACUAUGACUGAUGGUGCCGCUUCACCAAUUACACAGUCCUAUGUAUGCACUUGCCAAAGACUACAACAGGACAAGUCUGCACUACCACAAGCCCUGCCCCUUUCGGCUCCCCCACCUCCUCCACCUGCACUGACUGGUCCCGGUGUAUCCUCAGCCCCAGCCCCUCCCCCUCCUCCACCUCCUCCUCCCCCACCAUUGGCACCAGGGAUGUCAGUACCAUCGCCACCACCACCACCACCUUUACCUGAGCAUAGACUAUGCCCCCCUCCUCCACCUCCCCCACUUCCAGGGUUUGGACCCCCACCUCCACCUCCUCCUCCUCCAGGCUUUGCACCUCCUCCUCCUCCUCCUCCUCCUCCUCCUCCAGGAUUAGGACCACCACCUCCUCCCCCUCCUCCGGGUUUCGGGCCACCACCUCCAGGUCCAGCAGGUCCUCCUCCGCCCCCUCUGGGUUUGAUGUCACUUGGCUUGGUUCAGGAAGCCACCCCUUUGAAGGCAGCCAUAGAGCCUCCACGACCCAUGAAGCCUCUGUACUGGACCAGAAUACAGCUGCAUGCCAAAAAAUCUGUCUCCUCUGUCUACAGAGAGCCGAACACUCUGCUGGUGUGGGAGAAGGUUGAGGAGCCACGAGUGGAUUUUGAGGAGUUUGUGGAGCUGUUUGCCAAAAGUGCAGUGAAAGAGAAGAAGAAGCCCAUUUCUGACACCAUUACCAAGUCAAAGGCCAAACAGGUGGUGAAGUUGUUGAGUAAUAAGCGUUCUCAGGCUGUCGGGAUUUUGAUGUCCAGUCUGCAUUUGGAUAUGAAGGACAUUCAGCAUGCCAUCCUGAACAUGGACAACACUGUGGUGGAUCUGGAGACGCUACAGGCUCUGUAUGAGAAUCGUGCUCAGAAAGAGGAGAUGGAUCAGAUCAAUAGACACAUCAAGUCCAACGCGGAGAAGGACUGUGCCAAACCUCUGGACAAGCCUGAACAGUUCCUGCUGCAGCUGGCGGAGGUCCCUCAGUUUUCUGGCCGUGUUUUCUGCAUUCUGUUCCAGUCCACCUUCACCGAGUGCAUCUCCAACGUCCAGCGCAAAAUCCACCUGCUGCAACGGGUCUGCACGACACUAAAGUCUGGUGAAGGUGUUCUGCAGGUUCUUGGGCUGGUUCUGGCAUUUGGCAACUUCAUGAACGGAGGGAACAGGAGCAGAGGGCAGGCGGACGGCUUCACUCUGGACAUCCUGCCUAAACUCAAAGACGUCAAAAGCAGUGAUAACUCCCAGAGUCUUCUGUCCUUCAUCGUUGCUUACUAUCUGCGACACUUUGAUGAGGAUGCAGGUAGAGAGACAUGUGUGUAUCCUCUCCCGGAGCCUCAGGACCUUUUCCAGGCAUCACAAAUGAAGUUUGAUGAUUUUCAGAGAGAUCUACGCAAACUACGCAAAGACCUUAAUGCCUGCUCGUCUGAGACGGAGAAGGUGUCUGCUGCAUCCUCAGAGGAACAUCUGCAGCCGUUUAAGGGGAAAAUGGAGCAGUUCCUUACUCGGGCCAGAACUGAACUGGAGGACCAGGAGAAACAGCUGGCAGACACUCAGAAGAGCUUCGUGGAGCUGAGCGUGUUUUUCUCAGUGAAGCCUAAGGCGGGGGAGAAGGAGGUCUCUCCAAACACCAUCUUCUCCCUGUGGCACGAGUUCUCCACCGACUUUAAAGACCUGUGGAAGAAGGAGAAUAAACUUCUGCUGAAGGAACGGCUGAGAGCUGCAGAGGAAACAAUCAAACAGGCGAGAGAGAAAUCGGCCUACAGCGUCAAACCCAAGCACGCAUCUGGAAUAAAAGCCAAACUCGGGCAGAAGAUGUGAAGCUUGGCCAUGUGGAGGAGUGUGGUGGCCACUCAGGACUCCAGCUCAUGCACAACGUAAUGUCCAUCACAAUCAGAACGACUGUGUUAUAUCUGCUGAAGUAGCAAUGGACUGUUCUCAUACCUUUUUUUUUUAUGUCCAAACUCAUUGUACUGGUGUUUUAACUGAACCUGAAAAAGCUGAUGAUAUUUAGGGAUGCACUGAAAUUGCACUCACUGAAAAAUUUCCAGCCAAAAAUGGACAGAAGUGACACUUGCUGAUUAAAAAGUAUCAAAUACAAUGAAGCAUCAGAAUAAAUAAUCUAACGGUAAUAAAAUUAUAAAUAGCAAUAAAAAACUAUUUUCUGGUCAACAAAGACAUGUUCAAACAGUUUGAGUAGCAGCAGUUUGCUAGACUGCUAGGUGAAAGCUCCAAAAGCUCCACGGCCGCUUGCUUAACAUCUUAAAAAAAAAAAAAGAUGUCCAUCGUCAUUGCAGAGGCAUUGCCAUCGGUGUCCAUUUAAUAUAAUAUUGUCAUAACUUAGUAUUUAAUAUUAUUUCGCAAGAAGUCAGUUCUCUUUCCCAACAUUGCAAUUAUUGCCUAUUUCUUUCAGUUUUCAGCCCUGAAUUUUGUGGUCAGGAAAUUAUUGGUGCAUCACUAACAGCAAAGUACUUUUGGUUGAUUCUGCAGAAAGAGCAAACAGAUCUGUUCGAUUUAUGAUGAAAACUUUUACUCAUUUGGACUAAAAUCUUUAAGAUUUGAGUGAUCCUCUACCUUAAAAUAUGUUUAUUUUAUUAAAACUAAUGAUUGAACUUUCCAUUCUGUCAUUAACAAUCAGACCUUUCCAAAUAUUUCAGUAGGGAUUGUUUCGGGAGUGACAAUUUGAGCUCAUUUUGAGAAGAUCUCAAAACCCUAGCCAGUACAUAACUAACAAACACAGCUUUGAACAGCCGUUGACAUAUAAAAUCAUACUACUUAUUUCAUUAAAACACUGAAAUGUACUUAAUUGUAGAAAACAUUUUCAGGUAGUGACAAUUCUUGAUGCUCUGCACUGAUUUUCAGACUUUGGGACACAUUUACUUUAAAACAAUGAGAUCUAACUGCUCACCAUGUGUGUUAGAGUAGACUUAUUACAAAUGCCUUAAAAAGCACCUUCACUGCCAUCAUCGAUUACACAAUAUACAAUACACAACAUAGAUUAUGAAAUAUGGCUGUAAACUAGUAAAUCAGCUGGUCGUCUCAGUCUGUACUGGAAAAUGAAUCAGCUGCUAUUGAAAAUUUGAGCGUUUAUACUAGCAAAAUCAUUUAAUUUUAAUCAUGUACUCGACCAUUCAAAAGUAUGGAAUCAAUGUUUUUAGAAAUGUAAAGGCAAUCUGGUUGAAAAUAGUGUGGUUGGGAUAGUGUAGUGGUUAACACCUCUGCCUUCUACACUGUAGACUGGGGUUCAAUCCUCACCUGGGCCAACACCCUACACUAUACCAAUAAGAGUCCUUGGGCAAGACUCCUAACACCACCUUGGCCUCCCUGUGUAAAAUGAUCAAAUUGUAAGUCGCUCUGGAUAAGAGCGUCAGCCAAAUGCCGUAAAUGUGAAAACAAGAUUCUUGUAUGCUACAGUGGUUCUUUAGAAAAGGCUGUGGUUAUUUAUAGAACCAUGGCAUUCAGAAGGUUCUUCAACCUCUUAUUCUCCAGAGUAUAUUUUGGUUUGUCCAUCUGAAUUUAUUUGAUCAAAUCUUUGCAAAUUAUUAGUAAAGUAAGAAAAUUAAAGUAAGAAAGUAAGUUAAUGCAAACUAUUCAGUAACUGCAUGAAAUAAAUGCAUUUUAUUUAUUUAUUUUUUGUAAAAGCUCCUCGAAUUAACAGAAAAUGUGUUUUAUGAUCACAUAUUUCUCUAUGCUUACAGUUUACAGCUGAAAGCCAAAAAUCUCAGACGCUCUUUGUGUUAUAUUAUAAA